This is a messenger RNA of Colletotrichum spaethianum, 963 nucleotides long. RefSeq lists its product as uncharacterized. The transcript has a single exon. NCBI's taxonomy places the organism in Eukaryota, Fungi, Ascomycota, Sordariomycetes, Glomerellales, Glomerellaceae. The record is from RefSeq and is a predicted model, not a curated record. The coding region runs from base 1 to 963 and encodes 320 amino acids.
AUGGCGGCGCAUCUACCCACCUUCAACUUCAACCCUCUAGCUCCCGUCACGCCUCCGCCCGAACAUGUCUCAUUCCGAAAACCCGCACUUCCCCUAUCAGCUCAACUGAAACGCAAAGCCGCCGAGGCCAACAUUUCCAACGACCAUGUCGCGACAACGAUGAAGAAGGAGGAAUCACCAAAACACAGCCCGUCCAUGGCCGCCCCGCCCAAGCCAACGUCGACUCCCAACGCGAGCGCAGCAGACCCGAACCAGCCGCCUAUGGAUCCCCGAUACAUGGCCAUGGUCUCACGCAUCGCCGCCUACUACCAACAACGGUGUCAAGCCAUCACCAACGCGCAGCAGCAGAGAUGCCAGGCCUGGGCCAACAUGCACAGGCAAAAGUGUCAAGAGAUGAUGCAGGCGGCCAUGUUGGUGGUGGCGUGGUACAUUCGCGACCGGAUCCAGCGGAGACGCCGGAGGCAAAAGCGGCAAUUUCGGACGGGGUUGAGAGCGCAGAGCACCCGGUCCCGCGUUACAAAGGGCGAAGGGGUCCGGCGCUGGGUCAUGAACGUGCCUGAGGGUUUGUCAUCGGCGCACGUCCCGGGGCUCGACGACCUCGCUGACCAAGAGGAGGCCCACUUCUCCAUGGACCGGGAGGUGCCGCCAGACAAGGACGCCAAGUUGUUCGAGAUGGCCGACGGCAUGAUCAGGAGCCAGUACCGCAAGAUCGAGGUGCCCAUCCUCGGCGUGCUCGGCUUCGAGGAAGAUGCGAGUGAGAGCGAGAGCGAGGCAGACCACGACUUCGACCAGCCCAUGGAGGAUGAACUCGAGGAUGGCGAGGGUGAAGAGUACGAAGACGAUGAAGACGAUUUGGACCUGGAUGACGAUUAUGAAGAGGAAGCGGCCGGAUCCGAGGUUGUUCACCGCGGUACGGGCACCGGUACGGAAAGCCGCGCCAAGGACUCUGGCUUGUCGUCUUAA